Messenger RNA from Astyanax mexicanus (Mexican tetra), 4011 nucleotides. RefSeq names its product BEN domain-containing protein 4. The transcript is spliced from 7 exons. Gene Ontology annotation, molecular function: DNA binding. NCBI's taxonomy places the organism in Eukaryota, Metazoa, Chordata, Actinopteri, Characiformes, Acestrorhamphidae. Bases 229 to 1914 code for a protein of 561 amino acids. The record is from RefSeq and is a predicted model, not a curated record.
AAAGUCCCUCCUCCUCCGGCUCCUGCUCGCAGAGUUAGAGUGUGGUGUGUGUUUGAGUGUGUCUGAGUGAGUGAGGAAGGAGUGAAAGAGUGAAAGAGAGAGAGAGAGAAAAAGAGAGAGAGACAGAAAGAAGUGUUCACAAUCCGUCCGGACCGCGAGCGGUGUCGCGUCACUCACGUCACGUUGAAGAAGAUACUUUACCAACAGCAGCAGCAGCUCGCGCGCGGCAUGGACGAGGAGAUGCUGUCUGCGGACGAGGGUCUCGGCGUGUGCGCGCGGCAGCGGAGCCCGUACAGCGCCCUCAGGACGCUCGCGACCAAGCGCGCGAUUAUAAGGGCGAGGCGAGACAGACCCACCAUGGUGGACAUCCCGCAGGUGGGGGACGGCGCAGGGCGCGUGCAACAACAACAGCAGCAGCUCGCGACCGGACCGCUCUACACACACCAGCACCCACUGCAGCUGCAGCGCCUCCCCUGCGACGCGAGCGCGAGGCCCAGCAGCGUCGGCGGAGCUCCGGGAAGCCCCGCGCAACCCCCGCUCUUCUGCAGCCGCAGGAGGGUCACCCUGCCCCCGGGCCGCACUGAGCUUAGCCACGAACCUCCGGACUGCAGCUACGGCAUCAGCCAAGAAAACCGGCUUAUCCUGGACGCCUUUGCGCAGCAGUGCAGUCGUGUGCUCAGUCUGCUGAAUGGUAACAGCAGGCUGUUACCCCCUCCACCUCCACCACCCCUCAGCCCCCCAUCCUCCUCAAUCAUCUCCACCGUCAUCAAGCAGGAAGUCGGCUGCCAGUCUGAACCUGAGCCGCUGGAGACAAAGCCUAAACCAGAGGAUCUGGAUUUGGCCCGCACCUCACCCCAGCGCAGUGGAGAACAGUGGGGCCAACAGCAGACAUCAAACCUUCUUCAGGUCUUCACAGAGUCCCUGCAGAACUAUCUACUGGCUGGUGCACAGGCCACACAGGUGGAUUCCCGGCUCCAGCCUGAGCGCCCGUCCGCCGCCCCUAGCUCACCACCCCACAACCUGGCUGGCUGGAGCUCCCCCACACCCUCGGAGUCAUAUGGUCACCCUUCCUCAACGCUGCCUGAGGAUGAUGAGGAGGAGGUCGGCUGCUGUCCACGCUGCAUAGAGCUAGAGCAGGAGGUUCUGAGCCUGCAGCAGGAGAACGAGGAGCUCCGGCAUAAGCUGGAGAGCAUACCAGUGCCAUGCCAGACAGUGCUGGAUCACUUUAAGUCAGUACUGCAACAGUAUAACCAGUUCACGCCACCCCCCACUGAGGAGCAGCUCACGGAGGUUAGAGAUCCAGACACUGGGGCAGAUGACAUCCUUCAGGGGUGUAAUUCUACUCCAGAUCAAAAAAUAUCUGGAAUCAUUAAUGUGGAUUGUGAGCGCAUAUUGCAGCCGUACCAAGACGCGUUUUGCGCUGCACCUCCUCACGGCAGUAAGCAGCUGCUGGGGAACUACCCUCUCUUCAUCACUAACAAACAGUGGGACGAGGCUGUGAACUCGUCGAAGAAGGACGGCCGCCGGCUGCUGCGUUACCUCAUACGCUUUGUCUUUAGUACAGAUGAACUGAAGUACUCGUGCGGUUUGGGGAAGAGAAAACGCUCGAUUAUGAGUGAAGGACCAGAGAGGCGGCCACUCAACCCCAUCAAAGUCACCUGCCUGAGAGAGUUUAUCCGGAUGCACUGUGCUUCAAACCCGGACUGGUGGAUGCCGUCUGAGGAGCAGAUUAACAAGGUGUUCAGUGACGCUGUGGGUCACGCACGUCAGGGCCGGGCUGUUGGCACCUUCCUGGCCAGCAGCGGCAGUGGCAGCAGCAGCAGUGGCAGCAGUCUGUACAUGGACGGCUAUGAUGGACAGCUGUCCCAGGACGAGCUCUACCUCAAGAGUUCACAGAACGGACUAGGGGACUAAAUCUCUCUGAGAAGGACUUGGACCAGCAGACUGUUUGCAGUGUCAGCACUCACUGUAUUGGACUGUUGUAGCUUCAUGACAUAAUAGUUCAGUCUGUGAUGUCAUCGAUUGUUGAAUUCAUGAUGGCACAAUAAACAAAGAACAAGGAAUUUCACACAACAUGAUUUCUCAGUAAGAGCCAACAUCCACUUUUAGACAUAAAGGCUUAAAAAACAUAAUCUUUAACAAUUUCUCUGAUCUCCUAAGAGAUAUUAAAAUCUCUUUUUCUAUGCCACCGCUCAUCAGCACCUUUGUUUUUAAUAUAACAGUGAUAUUUACAUAAUUUUAUGCUCCAUAUCUUCCUGCUCAAACACAUGAACUGGUGAUACAAAGCUAAUGUGGUAAAUAUAUAUUAAAGUCAAAUAACCACAUGAAUAAUUCUUCACUCACCUCGAGCCACCUCAAGUUCAAGAUCUUAAGCAGACUCAUGUAUGUGGUUUCAUAUAUAUGACAUUUUGUAUUUAUUUAAAUGGCAAAAAUUCUGUUUCAAUUCAGCAGCAUGAUUUUGUCUAUUUUACAAAAGCAAAUGUCAUGUUUGCCUUUUUAUCCAGUGCAAUACUGAAGUAAAAUUUUGGCACCAAAUAUGUGUUGGUUGAUCAGCUGUAGAGGAAAAGCAAAAGUUCUGUUAAGUAACAUUGGGCUAAGCCAUCAGAUUAAACAAAAGGGAUGAUUUAACAGUAGUUUUCCCUCAAUGACAGACAUUUUUCUCUUUUUUGGCUUCAAUUUUGGCCUUGUGAAAAACUGAGAAGUCCUGAUCUGUGAAAUCCCCUCCACAAUGAGGCAAAUACCCCCUGAUGAGACAAACAGGCAAACAGAUAAGCAAACAAAAGUAAGGGUACACUUUUCCAUACACUCCCUUUCUCCACAAUACCUUCCUUUUCCUUUCACCAACCCAGCAGUAGCCAUUUUUUACAGAUAUAUACUCUCCCCUUCUGCAGUGUGAGCUGAAAUAUUCCAAUCUGCUUUCUGUAGCAUUGUACAUACUUAUAAACACCAAGAGGAUCCUCUUGCAGGUCAUCGUUAAGAGAAGUGUGUUGUUGAGAGCGUGUGGUACAUGGCAGAGACAAAUGCUUAAAUGGUCAAAUCACAACAUUCAUAUCAUAAAUUACAUGAUUUGGGCCUAUAUAAUAAAAUCUAUUUUAGUUAAAAUGUGAUAGAGAAAUAAAUAUGAAUGUAUUAAUUGUAAUGAUGUUCACUGUACAUAGGGGAGGGAGCUUCCUGCUUUCAGAGUCUGUGUGUGCAUACGCAUAACAUAUUAUGAAGGUGCUAUUAUAACAAGUCAUUAUAGACAAUGGAUAACAUAUCAAAGAGUUUAUUCAUAGAUGAGGAAGUUCAAAGUGCCAUCAAUUAUUCUGUUGUCAGAUGUUGAAUGUUGUGGUAAAAUCGGUUUCAUGGUCAGUGUUUGAUGGAAUCGUUCGUCCAUGUUUGUGAAGACGGAAGUGAGGCUAUGCCACUGAUGUGUGUAGACGGCUCAGUAAGCCCUAAAUCAAGCCUUUGGGGAGAUCCUAUAAAAAGAUUAUGCCUGUUGUCCCAUGUUUUAUAUAUGUGUGUUUGCUGAGGGAAAGAAAACUGAAUGAAUCUACUGAUCCUUUGUGUGGUCAUCUGCACAUAUAUUUAAUCAGUCUAACCAUAUAAUAGUGGACUUAUUUGGGGGUCAGUGUACAAAGACCAUUUUUUGCAUUAGGAUUUUUGAGAUGCCUUAAACAGAGUUGAAGUCUGCCACUCAGAACUUUAAAUACUGCCAAUUUCUGACUGUUGCCAGUCUGCUGGUACUUUACCACUGCUGAUACUUCUGGCUGACUUCAUUGUUUCAUUUUAUUUUAUUUAUUUUAUUUUUUGAGCCAGAAUAAUUGGCUACAAAAUGAGCUAUAUCCUCUUCCUGAGGUCUUAGCCAAGAAGGACUGUCUAAGCCUGUGUUGCUGUGUGUAGCCAACUUUGUUGUGGUUGUGUAAAUCUGUGGUAGCUCAGUUAGUUACCCUGUUCUAGAAAUUCUGUGAACACUGUGAAACCAUAAACUGUUGUUUGUCCUUAUUGUCAAUAGAAUAUUCCUUGAAUGAA